UCUCUAUUUGGUAGGCACAAGGAUAGGGAUAGGCGGGACUCGGUCGAAGAAUUUGGGUUGUAUGCAAACGGCGCAGAGGGGAUCAAUUUAGACAUACUAUUCGUCUGUGCCACAGGCCAGAGUAACCACAGUAGGGAGCUGCAGAGAGCACCCAUCCUUCCAGGAGCCACAAGCUGCAUGUGGGGGCCAGCCCUCCUUCUACGGUCCCCAUCUCAGAGCUCCAGAGUAGUGUCCUCUGUACUGUCCUCCUCCCCCGGCAGCCUGGCUGCCCACCCACAUGCACAUGAAUGAAGACCCCAUUUGGGAAGACGCCAGGCCAGAGACCCAGAGCCGAUGGGGGGCAUUCGGGAGUUUCUGCAAAUAUGAUGAAGAAAAAGAAUUCCCACAAAAAACAAAAGACCAGUGUGGGCCCCAGCAAGCCGCUAGCCCAGCCCAGACGCAACAUUGUGGGCUGCAGGAUCCAGCACAUAUGGAAGGAAGGCAGCAAGUCAUCCCAGUGGAAGGGCACCGUCCUGGACCAGGUCCCUGUCAACCCCUCCCUCUACCUGAUCAAGUACGAUGGAUUCGACUGCAUCUACGGCCUGGAGUUGCACACAGACGAGCGUGUGCAGGGGCUGGAGGUGCUGCCUGAUCGAGUCGCUCCGUCUCGCGUGGGCGAUGCCAUCUUGGCAGACACCAUGAUAGGCAAGGCCGUGGAGCACAUGUUCGAGACAGAGGAGGGUCCGAAGGAGGAGUGGAGGGGCAUGGUCCUGGCCCGAGCCCCCAUCAUGACCACCUGGUUCUACAUCACCUACGAGAAGGACCCCGUCCUCUACAUGUACCAGCUGCUUGACGACUACAAGGAGGGAGACCUCCGGAUCAUGCCUGACUCUAACGACUCUCCGCCAGCUGAACGGGAGCCGGGCGAAGUGGUGGAUAGUCUGGUCGGCAAACAGGUGGAGUACGCCAAAGAGGAUGGAGGCAAAAGGACUGGCAUGGUCAUUCACCAGGUGGAGGCCAAACCAUCGGUGUACUUCAUCAAGUUUGACGACGACUUUCAUAUUUACGUAUAUGACUUGGUAAAAACAUCAUAGGCCUCAUCUGCAGUAUCGUCGAUCCAUAGACUUUGACGAAGAUCAUGAAGAUUUCUCUAUGACAAGACAAAAUGACCCCCCCUCUCCCUUCUCAUACCAUUAUAAAUGGACAAUUCUUUGUGGCCCUGUGUUUCAUGACACUAUAUUAUUGUACAUUACGGUUCCAACUUUACCCUUUGUUGAUGAAGGAAAGGACAUGCCUGCAGAAUCCACCCAUGUCUGUAAGCUUGUUCUUGGAAUUGGAACAGUUUAAGGAGAGACUAUGUUAGAGCGUUUGAGCUACUUGAUAAAUGGCCCGUCUAUUCCGUUGGUUUGUAAGAAAUGCCCCAAUGACGUUGUCUCUCAUUGAAGGUUAGUUUCCAAGACUAAAAGUAUUUAAGCACUUCGGACUUUAUGGGUUCACAGAAUCCCUGUAAAAAGGGUUCACUCCAGGCCAACUGUUUCAUAGAAGGUGUGAGUGGAACUACAGGUGUGGCCACAAAGUUUUGCAGUGUUCAUUCGUCAGAUAUCGUGUUUCUUUUUUCUUUUCAUGUUUUUUUUUUUUCGUUUCUUUUUCACAGCGACUUACUGUAUUUCAUAGCAUUGUAGUUUUAUGCAUUUUGGAAUGGCAUAUCUUUUGGCACAUAUAGUCUACUAUUUUUUUAUACUUUUGCUUUGAUAGUACUCAUGUUUUGUAUAAUCCUAUUUUUAAUAUAUAUGUACUACCAUAUGCUACUCUAACCCUAUUUAGAACCACAAGUAUCUAGCCUAAAAGCUAAUUGAAAUUGACAAUGAAUAGUUAUAAAACGGGCAACAGCAAAUCUAGUGCGCAUAUAUUCUGUUGAUUUUUUUUUUUGUAUUCAUGUAACUUGCAGCUCACUGAACCAGAUGGCAUUGUUCCCAUGCUCAUCUCGCCUGUCCAAAGUUUCAUGUGCCUGAAGUGUUGGUAGACAUUUCCCUAACAAACCUUCCCUGUCAGGGGUUAAAGGUGUUGUUGGCAUCCUGAGGGGCCAUCCUGGAUCAUAGGGGUGGUAGAACCCUGUCCCCCUCUAGGGUGUACAGGCUUGGGCUGGAAAGGUUACUCGCCCCCCAACAGAUUGUCUUUUCUGAGUUUCAUUGAUUUCAGCCUCGUCUCUCAUCGAAGCAGACAUGUACUCUGGCCUGAUCCCAGACCUGUCUGACCUUUACCGUUUUCCUCUCGUCCACGUUACCUUUUCUGUUUCCUUCCACAUGUUACCAGAAGACUUUUAAGAGGAUAUUCAGAUUCAGUCGACUUUUAAUCUUGGAAUUCUGUUAGAUGGGUGAUGUUGUGAUGUUUAAAGUGUUACCCGGUAUUAUUGAGAUCUCUUGUCUGUGUCUGUGUCGUCCGUACCAGCAGUAAAUUCUAGAGCUGCUAAAGGUUUAACCCUCCGCAACCGUCACUCUGAACGCACAAACACUCGCCCCUGCCUGCCCGGUGUGAGGACAGGUCGGAAAUCAGAUGCAGAUCGCUGAUCUACACGUACCAGGGUGGACCUCUAUCUGAAUGCUAGACUCCGGGUGCCCCUUCAUUGAUCGCCAUGCUGUGGAGAUCUGUGGUUGUGUGCCGGCGCUGGAUCCAACCAGACGUCACCUUCGUACCUAUACUGUCGUGCUGCACUGUGUGUAAUGUCGAUCAACUUAUGAAAAGCAGCCUUGUUUUGCAUGCGUGUAGUUCAGUGUAAAAUUGAUGUGAGUUGCAUGUCGUUUUAUUUUUUAUUUUUUCUCAAGUUAUUUGAGGUUAAUAAGUGUCAGUUGUGUGGCUUUGGGUAAGUUGUUUUUGUACUGUGCAUUACAAGAACAGAUGUGCUGGGUGAUGCUUAAUGAGUGCCAACUCAAGUUGCCAGUGUUGUACAGCAUUUUAAGGGUCACACAGUUCCAAAUAAACAAUUCUUUGUUUUUUCAGAAAGUUGAAUAUCUGCGUUUUCACAAAGAGACUUUCAUACUUGAUUAGGUGUGUGAGUGUGUGAGAGAGAGACUUACCCAGGCAUAAAACAUAGCUUUGCAUCAUAUAAUUAUCCACAAUCAUCGUCUUAGUUUACGCCUUUUGAAUUACAAAAUUUCUCACACUGCAGUCCCCAGCU
Messenger RNA from Osmerus eperlanus (European smelt), 3154 nucleotides. RefSeq names its product spindlin b (gene spinb). Lineage: Eukaryota; Metazoa; Chordata; Actinopteri; Osmeriformes; Osmeridae. The record is from RefSeq and is a predicted model, not a curated record. The transcript is spliced from 6 exons. Gene Ontology annotation, biological process: gamete generation. Bases 288 to 1073 code for a protein of 261 amino acids.